Messenger RNA from Haemonchus placei, 900 nucleotides. Lineage: Eukaryota; Metazoa; Nematoda; Chromadorea; Rhabditida; Trichostrongylidae. The record is from the annotation of a GenBank genome assembly.
AUGCUCUGGCGAAAAAGUAGAAAAGGUAGUUCAGUCGAGAAAUCCAACUACAGAGUUAUCGACUUAGUGUCGGAAGCGCAAUGGGUUACUACAACUGACAGAAAAGCAGCUGAAAUCCUUUUACUCCGAGAAUAUUAUCGCGAAGGAAUCCUUCAGCUGCAAAGUCGGGUAGUACAUCGUCUCAAAGUAACACAGUGCGAAGACGGAAUCUACCGCAGGGAUUUACGAAUGACGCAUGCAGUGCUCGAGGAUUCUGCGAAGACCCCGAUCCUACUUCUGCCAAAACAUCAGCUUACGAAGAUAGCUAACUCGAUAGUACAGAAGUGCACGAUUUGCCGGCGACAACAAAGAAGACCAUUCUCAUACCCCAAACCACCGGAUCUACCAAGCCAGAGAAAGUUCAUCACACCUCUUCCGCCCUUGAAAGGUGGCUUCUACGAAAGGCUCGUGGAGUCAGUGAAGCUGGCUCUAAAGAAGACCCUUCACAGACAAACGACAGUCCUAUGGCCGUUACAGACAAUUAUUUCAGAAACAGAAUCUACUCUGAUCACACGGCCAAUUACUCCAGUGGUAACCAACACUACAGAUAGUGCAUUUGUACUACGACCAAUUGACCUUAUUAACCCUUAUUUCACUCCCAUCAGUACAGAUGCAUUUAAUACAAGCGGUCUGCUGAGCAAUUCGGAUUCGCAUGAGAUCAACAUCUCGUAUAUACUACUACAAGACACACUAAACAGAUUUUGGGAUCAGUGGCAAAAAGAAUAUCUUCAAGCCCUUGCUGAGCGUAAUCAAAAAAGGAAUACUCCGAGACAAAGUGCAAAAAGUUGUCCAAAAACUGGCGACGUUGUACUCAUAAAACAAAAAAUACUCAGAGAUCACAUUGGCCUCUUGGCCUCAUAG